AAACAUGAAGAGGAGGUCUGCCCUGAGGCUUUGCUUGAAUGUCCAUAUAAAUGCGGGGAAACACAAAUCAAACGGAGAUUAGUAAGUACUUGAUACUUUCAAGAUAGCCAGAUAAUUGUUGACAAGAUUUUGGUAUAAGCUUUGAAAUUUUAGAACAAUGUCAAGCAAUUUUAUUGACUUAUUUUCUGUUUAACUGCACAGUUGGAGGACCAUAAAGCAUUAUGCCCCAAAAAACCAACUGAGUGUGUGUUUAAAAGCCUUGGAUGUACAUUUGUGGUAAGAUAAUUUACUAUAAAAUAAAGAAUACAUUUCUGUUGUUUUUUUCUAUGGUAAACAAUAAUAGUCCAUAUUUCAUGGUAGAAAAAAUAAUUAAACGAAUUUUUAACAAAAACCAGCUAAGGUCCAACAAUAUUUUACAUAAUCAGGCCAAGAACAGCCAACAAUUAUUAACAUAAGUCCACCAUUUAUAGUUAACAAGUCAUGCCAUAACAUUAUGUAAACCAUAUUCUGAUUUUAUUAACUUGCUGCAGGGAGACACAGCAAAUGUGAGAAUACAUGAAUCAGAUAAAAGCUUACAUUUUGAUGUAGUUUGUCAGUUUGCCCUCAUGUCAGAAGUGCAAAGGAAGGAAGAGCGGGGAAAGUUGCAGGUGCAGUAA
Molecule: messenger RNA, 656 nt
Organism: Lymnaea stagnalis (great pond snail)
Lineage: Eukaryota; Metazoa; Mollusca; Gastropoda; Lymnaeidae
Source: the annotation of a GenBank genome assembly